AUGGAGCAAUUACCAGGUGAUGCGACCGCUGAGCGGUGCUUUGAAGAAUCUCACGAUACUGCGCUCUGUUUGAUACCUCCUCCCCAGCUUUGGGGUCCUGUUAAUGCGUUGCGAUCCCUCAAUGAUGAAAAAUUCACGAAAUGGCCACCGCACAUCACCCUCGUUUAUCCGUUUGUUACGCCAGAAGCCCUCCCCGACGUGGCUGAGGCAUUGUGCCGGAAUAAGAUUGGAUCAUUGGACGACGACAUCUCCAUCAACCUGGAAGAGGCUGGAUUUUUUUCACAUCGUCGACGAGGUACCGUCUUUAUCCGACCCAAACCUGGACAGCAAGUCAAACAUCUCUCAGAGCUGAGAGACCAAAUCCACCGCUUUCUCGGCCGGCCCAGAGGCAGAGAGUACCGGCCUCACUUGACGCUCGCUCAGAGCGAGGAUACCCAAGCAUCAUGGCACCAGUUUCUCCUGGAAAAGGCACGGCUUUUGACGCCGUUGGUAUGGCACACCCGUCAGCUUGCAGUCAUGAUACGUGACCCUGUAUCGCCGAACAGUGCGGGAGCCUCGCGACCGAUGAGGCUUUGGGGGUAUAUCGACCUGGCAUCUCACUCCCUCGUUCGCGAUGCUACAACCUUGGCCGCAAUCCCUAGUCUGCCAGUGGGUGCUUCUCUGCCACGUCCUCAAGCCACAUUUCACCAUAAUGGAGUGAACAUGUCAUGGGAGCCUCUCUCAGAUUCCAUCACCAACGCAGAUAUUGAACCGACUCCGCUCAAUCGUCUUGUUAUCGCCUCUUAUAAUGUCCUGGCCGAAUUUGAUUGGCCGGCGAGCUCAUCUCGGUAUCCAGCACUUGUUGGCAACAUUCUAUCGGAACGCGCUUCGGCCGAUAUUCUUGUUCUUCAAGAAGUCACUGAUCAGUUCCUCAGCUUUCUACUAGCAGAUUCCAACAUCCGCUCGCAAUAUCCUUACACUACUCAUGGACCGCCUGAUCAGCAUGGCAUUGCUCCUCUACCUAGCCAUUUAAAUACUGUUGUUCUGAGCAAACUUCCAUUCCAGUGGGAAUAUCUUCGGAGCUUUAAACACAAGGGAUUUGGGAUUCUCGAAUUCCCAACGGUCCAAACUGGAGGGCCUUCAGAGUCACCCCUGAAGCCCUUAGUAUUGGCAGCCUGCCAUCUCAGCAGGGGACUAACCGACGCUGCGCUAGCUACCAAAAGAGAUGAGAUAAAGAAACUUGUCGAGUAUUUGAACUCUUCGUUUCCACAGCAUCCAUGGGUACUUGCUGGCGAUUUCAACUUGGCCUCAUCCUCGCAUACAAUCGAUCAAGCGCUGAAAAAGGGCGAAAUUUCUGAAAAGGGGCUCGAGUGUCUUGAAGAAAUCGAGGCUAUUGUGUCUAAAGCUGGGUUGCAAGACACAUGGCUGGUUUCCAGAGUUGGUCCUGGAGAAUCUUCGAGUACAACUGGAAGCCACGAGUCAAACCUGGGGCUUUAUGAGGGAGAACAAGGAGCAACCUUUGACCCAAUCUCGAAUAGCCUUGCCGCAGCCUCAAUUGGCGCUGGCGGCAGUCGCCCACAAAGAUAUGACAGGAUUUUGGUCACCAAGUCUGCUCAAUUACAGCCCUAUGGUUUCAACAUGUUCGGCCAGGUCAUGGACGCAAAUGAAAUCACCUCUCAGGACCCAGCUAGUGACCACUGGGGUAUUCGCUGUCUUCUUGUGCCGUCACCACCCAAUGCAGGUGUUGAGUCGUCAUCCAAUUCCAAGUUUCAGGGAAUUAGUCUGCGCAAAGCCGCCCUCACAUUGGGUAGCUUUGACGAGUUAAAAGACAGUUUGGUAUCUAAUGGCCAGUUUCCUACUGCUUCUGACGCAGAGCUGAGACAAGAGGCAAUAGCUCUCCUGCAAAGGACUUUGCUAGAGAAUGAUACUACUGCUGCUGAGGCCGAAAAGCGCUCACAUGUUCAGCUUGUCCUCAUCCCUGUAGGAUCAUUUGGCCUCGGCGUGUGGACCAGCUUGUCAGAUAUAGACUGUCUCUGUGUAGGCAACAUAAGUUCCAAGACAUUCUUCUCUUUGGCAGUGCAGAAGUUGAAGAAGGCUUCCACGAGCGGCAUAAAAAUUCUACGCCGUGUCAUGGCAAAUACUGGAACAAUGCUUGAGCUAGAGAUCCAUGGCAUCAGAUUUGACCUUCAGUAUUGUGCUGCCGCAGCAAUUGCUCAAGGAUAUCCUGAUGUUCUGAAAAGACCUGCAUCAGAUCCUGUCUUCUCCUUGCCGGUACAAUCCAUCGCAAAACUGAAACCUGCACGGGAUCUCGUCUACCUAAGAAGGUCCAUUCCUGAUAUGACUAAAUACCGUGUGGCACAUCUUUUCAUUAAGGCUUGGGCACAAUCGAGAGGUCUGUAUUCCGCAAAAUUUGGAUUAUUAGGAGGGAUUCACAUCACCUCUUUGCUGGUGCCUGUCUGCAAGGCUUUAGCGAAUGAACCCGAAGCAGCGUCCACAGCUGAUAUCCUAACCUCCUUUUUCUACCACUACUCAACAUUCGACUGGGAAACAGGGGUGGUGUUCGACCCUUUUUACCAUCGUGACUUGAAAUACCAUCGCACAUUCAGGGAGCCACUUUGCCUACUUGGCUGGCAUGGACCAUCUCUUAAUACAGCAUCUAGCGCCUCCAUCUCCACUGUCAAUGCUCUGGCUUCCGAGCUGACCAGAGCUGCGGCUCUCCUUUCUCAAGAUGGGAUGACAUGGAGCAAAUUCCUCGGCUUGGAGCUAUCUGGGACGCCGUCGAGCCUGAUAGAGAAAGGCGCUGCUGAUUUCCUUGACUCAUAUCAAACUUACAUCAAAAUAAGUGCACGCUACUGGGGAUCCUCUCAGCAGAAGGGAAGAAAGUACCUGGGCUGGCUGGAAUCGAGAUUUAUAUCUAUACUUGUUGACAUAAGCCGAAAGACUCUGGGACUUGUACCGCGUAUCUGGCCAGCCAGAUUUAUAGACGAGGAUCAAACUAGCGGUACCAGCGACGAGAACUCGGAGCUUUCGGCCUGUUAUUUGAUAGGGCUCAAAUGGGUUGACAGUAUUGCGGACAAAUCUGCGACGAGUCAAGCCGCCGCAGAAGGCAAUAUCCGUGUCAUCCUCCAGGAAUUCGAAUCUCGUGUCCAGAAGAGCGACAAGUAUUAUGACUCUGAAAACUGUUGGAUGAGUGCAUCCAUUAUGCGUCGAUCUAGCCUCGGCCCUGUGCGACUUGCACCCGGACAGCUGUACGAGUACGACGGCACCGAUACGGAUCUGGACGACGACGGCGAAAGCGAUUUGGAGGAGGGAAACGAACCAGAAAGCGCAGCCUACGUCUCCAAGAAAGACUCUCGAUCGCUGAAGACGGGCGCCUCCAAGUCUACAUCCGAAUCUAGCAAACCGGCCGGAGCAGGCAAACUCCGCAGCGCAGUCGACGCCAUGAAUCGCAUCCGCUGGGAUUCUGGCAUGGACUCCAGUGAUUAUCUAGUCGGAUAUGAAGAUCGUUUCCUCGGAGCGCAGGAGAAGGCAUUGGACAACUGGAGAACCGAGCAAACGGAUGAGGAGUUUAUUCCGCAGCAUCGAAUCUUGUACUUUAGGCGCAAGAGUGACGGAGCAAUUGUGUGGGAUAGGAGGACACGAGUAGAUACGAUAUUCGGUAGCGGAUAA
Molecule: messenger RNA, 3648 nt
Organism: Trichoderma virens Gv29-8
Lineage: Eukaryota; Fungi; Ascomycota; Sordariomycetes; Hypocreales; Hypocreaceae
Exons: 3
Coding region: 1-3648 (1215 amino acids)
Cellular component (GO): nucleus
Molecular function (GO): poly(A) RNA polymerase activity; RNA binding
Source: RefSeq, a predicted model, not a curated record